This is a messenger RNA of Cydia strobilella, 1180 nucleotides long. RefSeq lists its product as uncharacterized. Bases 23 to 1180 code for a protein of 385 amino acids. The record is from RefSeq and is a predicted model, not a curated record. Lineage: Eukaryota; Metazoa; Arthropoda; Insecta; Lepidoptera; Tortricidae. The transcript has 3 exons.
UACUAAUACGAAUUCUUUUAAUAUGUCUGCAUCAGUCAGUAAUAUAAAUAGGUUCACAACAGGAGACGUGCCCGGAAGGAAUAUAUUGUACAAGGGUUUUAUUGAAGUAUUUGUUCCAUUUCGUAUUGUCCAGUUAAAAUUAGGAUCGUGUCGAGUGAACAUACGCGACCAAAUAGUGACCGCACCAACUGCCGUUCAAAAGAUCUACACAAUCGCCUUGCUUAUUGCAUCGACUUUUCUUGGCAGAUCCUUCAUCGUUACCUAUUCAAAAAUAUAUUUUACCGGACUCCAGUUGACCUACAUAUAUCUUAUAGGUGUAUCUACCCUACAUUUCACGUUCUCUCUAAGCGUACUUCAUUGUCGAUUUAUCAACAACCAGGGAAAUGUUGAAUUAUACAAAAAAAUGCAGAAUGUCGAUCGAAUUAUGAAAAUAAAUUGCUCAAAUGAUGUUCAAUUAAGAAUGAGCCAUUACAAGCAGAACCGCACAGCAGUGUUUUCGUUGUUGUCAGUCUUUAGUGUGUUGAUCUGCGUCAAUAUCUACCUAAACUACGGAAUUAUCAGAGUCCAUGAGAUACUUGGCAAUAACUGGGCUCUCGUUUCUUACGCUUUUGAAAUGGUUUGCUGCUCUAGUCACAUUAAAUUUUUCAUUGAUCGAAUGAAUCGUGUUAAUUCGAUAAUUUCCAACCAUUUAAAGUCGGAGCAAAUCGGAGGAAGGACAUUACUUGUAAAAUCAAUUAAUCUUAGAAAUAAGCGCCAGGAUUUUGAAUCAACCGCGACAGACAUAUAUUUAAACGAGAUUUUUUCUACAUUUAUUUGUUUUCAAAACCAAUAUCAGUUUCAGGUAGCUACCUACUUAUUUUGCAGAGCUUUGUUACUGGACAUUUUGAUGACGGCCACAAUGACGCCUUUAAACAUUUGUAUACUUCUCUUGCUCAGCGUCCGCAGCGAAAUGUUUCUACGUGAAGUGAACAAAACAAAAAAGCUCUCCAACUCUAUUCUGUCACGUUAUUUAGACGGCCCAUUGCGACAAAAAGCUAAGAAUAUGCUGAAGAUAAUAGACCGCGACCCUCCCCGCUUCUGUGUAUACAAUAUGUGGAACAUGGACGCGCGCCUCUUGCUCAACAUUUUCGCCAUUAUAACAAAUGCAUUUGUCAUUAUCCUACAAUUUUCAUUUACGUGA